AAAUAUAGAUUUAACUCCACUGCUGGAGCAUGUUUUUUGUAAUUGGGGAGCUAAAAUAUACCAACAUACCUAUAUAGCACCACUGCUGUGAGUGCAAGGUGUUACAAUCACGAAUGUAUAUGCUGCAACUACAAGUCAGAAAGUAGAAACAGGAGGGAAAAAAUAAAAAAGUAAAACAAAAAAUUCUCUUGAGAGUUUGGACUCAACUCAAUUAUAGCAUCUGCAAUUCGUUGAGUGCAGAGACUCUCAGAUUUCACAAUCCAAUCUCUUUUCUCUUCGAUCAAUCCUUUGCAAAGCCGAAAAAAUGGUCCUGACUACGUUCGUGUCGUUGGCAUCGGCACUCUCGGGACUAAUAAAAGUUGUGGAUAGUGGCCCGUUCAAAGAAUUCUCUGCAGGUGAUAAGGAUCUCAUUGACAAGCUAAAGAUAGAGCUGCUGACUGCUGACGCAGUUCUCAGUGAUGCAGAGGAGAAGCAGAUCACGAAUCCAAAGGUGAAAGAGUGGCUCAACGAGCUCAAGCAUGCUGCCUACGAUGCUGACGAUCUGCUGGACAAAGCCACCACUGCCUAUUUGAAACUCAAGAUGAAAAUUGAAGCUAAUUAUAUCAAGGGCAAAGCUAAGGCUACGUCAGAAGAGUUCAAGAAGCGAAUCUCUGUUUUAGUUCCAUUUUAUGCUGGUGUAAUAGACGGACUCAGAAAGAUACUUGAAAGACUACAAAAUUUAGCAACGCGGAGAGAUCUUCUCCAUCUCAAGGGAAGUGAAAGGGUGAAACCACCACCCAGGCGCCAGACUACUUCUUUGCUAGACGAAUCUCAAGUGUUUGGUAGAGACAAAGAUAAAGAGGAACUAAUGGCGAGUUUGCUUGGUGAUACUGCACAGGAAAGCGGAAUCCCUGUCAUUGCAAUAGUCGGGAUUCCCGGAGUUGGGAAAACUACGCUGGCUCAGCUUUUGUAUAAUGACUCCAGGGUCGAGAAACAUUUUAGUGGAGGCAAGGCUUGGGUUCAUGUUUCAGAAGAACUUGAUGUUUUUAAAGUAACAAGAACAAUUUUUGAGUCGGUCGAUUCAAAGAACUGUCAUGUCACAGACCUGAAUGUUCUUCAAGUCAGUCUAAAGACGACAUUGAGCGGAAAAAGAUUUCUGCUUGUCUUAGAUGACAUUUGGAACGAGAAUUUCUUUGAUUGGGAUUUAUUGUCAGCUCCCUUAAAAGCUGGAGCAUGCGGGAGUAGAAUUAUUGUGACUACUCGUAAUCAAGGCGUUGCAUCAAUCAUGCGGGCUAUUACUACUCAUCAUCUACCACAAUUGUCAGAUGAAUGCUGCCAGAAGUUAUUUGAAAAAUAUGCAUUCGGGACUAGCAAUCCUGAUGAUCAUCCAGAUUUAAAAAGUAUUGGUCAUGAUAUUGCAAAGAAGUGCCAAGGCUUACCUCUAGCUGCAAAAACACUCGGGGCCCUCUUGUACUCGAAAUUAGAAGCUAAGCAAUGGUGUAGAAUACUAAAUAGCAAGAUAUGGGAUCUGCCUAAUGAUAAGAAUAGCAUACUUCCGGCAUUAAGAUUGAGCUAUAAUCAUCUUCAUCCACAUCUCAAACAGUGCUUUGCUUAUUGUUCGAUAUUUUCAAAGGGCCAUAAGUUUGAAAAACAGAAAUUGAUUCUCAUGUGGAUGGCGGAAGGUUUCUUGCAGCAGCCAAAUGGUGAGGAGACAAUUGAAGAAAUCGGAGAAAAGUACUUUCUUGAACUAUUGUCAAGAUCAUUUUUUCAAGCAUCAACUCACAAAAAACCAUACUAUUUAAUGCAUGACCUUGUCAUUGAUUUAGCUCAAUUUGUAUCUGGAGAAUUUUGUUUCAAGCUUCAGGACCACAAGCGAAUUCCAGAAAAGGCUCGGCAUUUAGCAUGGUUGAUGAAUGGGCUUGAUGUCGACAAGAAGUUCGAGGCCCUUCUUGAUGCAAAGUCCAUGAGAACCUUAAUCUUACUAGUCUCUUCAAACACAGAGAAACCGCCUGCCUUGCAUACAAUAAUUAGUGAAAAAAACUUGUCAACACAGUUACGUGUGCUUUCUUUACCUGAUAAAGGGAUCAUUACGCUGCCUGAAGUGGCCAACUUGCAACAUCUACGUUACUUGGACUUGUCUAACACGUCCAUCACCAAGUUACCAUCCACAACGUGUUCUUUGUAUAAUAUGCAAACGCUAUUGUUGUCAAAUUGUUCUCGUCUCAGUGAGCUGCCAGAAGAAAUUGAAAAACUUACUAAUUUACGCCAUCUGGAUGUGAGAAGAAGUACGCAAAUAACAAAGUUGCCACCUAAUUUUGGAAAAUUAAAGAAUCUCCAAAUGUUGACUAAUUUUUUGGUGGGCGAACCCAAGAGUCAAUCAUCAAAGAUCAGUGAAUUGGGCGGGCUUUCAUGUCUUCGUGGUGAGCUUUCCAUCUCAAGGUUGGAGAAUGUAGAAAAUGAAGAACAAGCUUCAAAGGCAGACUUGAAAAGUAAGAAUUAUCUUUGUAAGUUAGAAUUCAGUUGGAAUACUACUAAUUCUAAUUAUGGUCGUGCACUGAAGGUUCUCGAAAAUCUGGAGCCUCAUACAAAUUUGGAGAAGCUUACCAUUGAAAAUUACAGUGGUAUUAAAUUUCCCAAUUGGUUAAGUAAGGUCAAUUUCCCUAACAUGGUGAUCUUAAAGCUAACCAAUUGCAGCUUUUGUGGGUCCUUGCCAUCGCUGGGGAACUUAUCUUCUCUUCAAGAGCUCUAUAUCAGGGAGAUGAACGGAUUAAAAUCGGUGAAUUUUGGAUCUCAUGGGGAUGAUGGCUCUGGAAAUUUACCAUUCAGAUCUCUAAAAAUUUUGUCCUUUAUAGGGUUGAAAAGGUGGACGACGUUGACUUGCCAUUCACAAUUCCCUUCCCUCCAAAAGCUUACGAUAGAAAAAUGUGAUGAAUUGACCGGCGGCUUACCCGACCGCACCUAUCUACCGUGUCUCCAAGACUUGAAAUUAUCUAAUUGUCCGAACUUUCUAGAUUUUCAGGAGAGGGGGAUGCUGACAGACAGUAUCAGCACAAAUUCAUAUCUCAAAACCUUGGGUGAACAGAUUUGCUGCCUCACCUCACUAGAAGAUCUUCAGAUCACAUCACUUAGUAUCAGCUUACUUUCGAAUCUCCAAAUUUUGGGCAAAGGGCUUUCUGGUCUCACCUCACUCAAAGAGCUUCAUAUUCGCAACUGCAAGAUGCUGGCAAAACUCCCCAACCUACAAUCUUUAGUUAUCACUGAUUGCAAAGAAUUGGAGGAAUGGGGUUUGUAUAGAAUGGAGUUGCCAACUUGUUCGGAGACCACAAAUGGAUGUGGCGGGGAACAGGAGUCUUCAAAAGAGAGCUGGCUGCCUGACACUCUCAUUUCUCUUUGUAUCAAUGUCAGGCCUAGAAAGCAACGUGGUUCACAUGAAAUGGAGUCACUGAUUGAUUUUGAGAUUACAGGAAAAUGUAAUGAGGAGCGGUCUUUUCCUGAAGAGGGGCUUCCUCUUCGUAUCAGCAGCCUUCCAGAUCUCGAAAAAUUAGUCAAAGAGUUUCAGCAUCUCACCUCGCUCAAAAGGCUGGAGAUCAAGUGCAGUAUGUCGAUUCAAGCAGAGGGAUUACCCACCUCCCUUUCUUUUUAUAAUCAAAACUUCUCUAGCCUCGCGUCUCAACAAGGACAAAGGGAAAGAUUGGCACAGGUUUUAAAUAUUGACUAGAGUGCUAGUCAGCUGGGACAAACGCUGGUGGAUCUAUGUGGGCUGGAUUUCUUCGAACUAGUUUGGUUGAUUUUGGGGCGAAUUAUGUUUGACCAUAUGGUGGAAGGAGCUUCGGAUCUAAGAUGAUUUGCUGCCUGUUGUAGGAUUCAUCCUUCUAAAGAUUGGAUUCAGUCCCAGAUUCCUGAAAUUGUCCAAAAUGGUGGCAAAGGCCUUAGGGAUGAUUCCGGUGAUAGUGAUGCAGAAGCAUGUAUUUCUCUUGGUUUGCAGGUGUUAAUUCAGGUUGAGAAGUAGGAAGCAUCUCAGAAUUAGAUUAGUGUUGUAGUUUUUAUUUUGGUUUUUUUUUUUUAAUCAGUCAUUUCGAAAACUUAGAACCAUUUGAAUACUUGGGAGACAUAUCGUCCUUUGGUAUAUAUGUUUUGUGUUGAUAUGUGAAAAGAGAUUGUAGUUCGGUAUUCGACAUGUGGUACCUAUGUUUUGCGUGGAUAUAUGAGAAUGAAAUUCAAUUUGAAAUUGCA
This is a messenger RNA of Quercus lobata, 4212 nucleotides long. Its product is annotated as putative disease resistance RPP13-like protein 1. The record is from RefSeq and is a predicted model, not a curated record. Lineage: Eukaryota; Viridiplantae; Streptophyta; Magnoliopsida; Fagales; Fagaceae. Bases 305 to 3697 code for a protein of 1130 amino acids. Gene Ontology annotation, molecular function: ADP binding; protein binding. The transcript has 3 exons.